Messenger RNA from Penicillium alfredii, 1107 nucleotides. RefSeq names its product INSIG family protein. The coding region runs from base 1 to 1107 and encodes 368 amino acids. The record is from RefSeq and is a predicted model, not a curated record. NCBI's taxonomy places the organism in Eukaryota, Fungi, Ascomycota, Eurotiomycetes, Eurotiales, Aspergillaceae. Gene Ontology annotation, cellular component: endoplasmic reticulum. Gene Ontology annotation, biological process: sterol biosynthetic process. The transcript has 2 exons.
AUGGCCGAUCAACCUCGUCUCCUUCGUCCGCGCCCGCGACGACCGUUCGAUAUCCCGCCCGCGUCCGCCGAGUCGUCCGGACCACCCACACCAGCCGAAUCAGCCAACCCCGACCUGCUGACCCCCAAUGGCGUGAACAUGGGGUCGAACUCGCCGAGCGUCAGCCGGACGGGGUCAGUCAUGAAUCUGACCUCGUCGACGCUGUACGGCAUCUACUCGCCCACGGCCUUCGAUGGGUUCCGCGACGAGUCCAGCCCCUGGGGCACCGAGGCCAACACGCCUGCCGCGGAGCACCCGCCAGAGCCGUCGCAGGGUGCCGCCGUCAAGUCGGCGACCGAGCCACGGCAGUUUGCGCUGCGGCGAACACGGUCCCGGCUCAGUCAGGGGUUGUUCCGCGGCGUCAUCCUGCCGCAGGCUAUGAGCAGCAUUCUGCUGUUUGGCUUCGGCGUUGUCUACGGGGUGAUCACUGUCCAUCUCCAUGAUAACCAUUGGAUCACCCCUGUCAAGCUAGAGAACAUCCAUUACUACGACUCUUGGCAAUACUUGGGUUUCUGGGGGCUGGCUGGCGUUGCGCUGGGCAAUGUGCUUCCUUGGCUCGAUAGCUGGCGCGACGACAAAUUGGAACAGGUCAAUCGAUCCAAGCACGCAGCCACCGACGACGAGACUGGGGAUCGCACCCCAUCGUGGGUGACUGUUGCUCGCAGCGUCGGAGCAUUUGUCGGGAUCGCCUUUGCCAUGCGCCGACUCCCCUGGGAAUCCACCACCCAAGCAUCGCUCACCCUUGCCCUCGCCAACCCCGUUCUGUGGUACCUGAUCGAUCGCACCACCACCGGCUUCCUCCUCUCCACCACAAUUGGCUUGACCGGCAUGGGAGUGGUGUUGGGCUUGAAGCCCGAACUGGUGCCCGCAUCGACCGGCUCGUCAGUGGGUGCCACCCUCCUGAAUGGGACCGGGUGGGAGAAUGCGUUGGGGACGGGAAUCACCCAGGAGAGUAUGGCGGUCCGCACAUGGAUCGCCAGUGUAAUCUUCUGCGCGUGCGUCUGCUUUGGCAACAUUGGCCGCCAGCUGGCCAUCGGGGCCGGCAACAGAGAUACCCUGAAGCCGUGA